This is a messenger RNA of Gracilinanus agilis (Agile Gracile Mouse Opossum), 3483 nucleotides long. It is a transcript of the gene NFKB1, whose product is annotated as nuclear factor kappa B subunit 1. The transcript is spliced from 20 exons. The record is from RefSeq and is a predicted model, not a curated record. Gene Ontology annotation, biological process: non-canonical NF-kappaB signal transduction; regulation of transcription by RNA polymerase II; canonical NF-kappaB signal transduction. NCBI's taxonomy places the organism in Eukaryota, Metazoa, Chordata, Mammalia, Didelphimorphia, Didelphidae. Bases 117 to 2849 code for a protein of 910 amino acids. Gene Ontology annotation, cellular component: cytoplasm. Gene Ontology annotation, molecular function: DNA-binding transcription factor activity, RNA polymerase II-specific; RNA polymerase II cis-regulatory region sequence-specific DNA binding; protein binding.
GGCAUGGCUGAAAUGACUCAACAACAACAAACAAAAUUCCCCAUAAUAUCAAAAAGGAUUUAAACCUUCAAAAGGAGACCCUCUUCUCAAGUCCCAGAAGAACAUUAUGAGCCUCCAUGAGGAAGACAGGGAGGGAGGGACUCUUUUCCAGUCUCACUGUUGAAUCCCUUUCCUUUCUUCCUUUCAGUUCCAGAAUGGUGGAAGAGGAUCAAUACAUAUUGGGAAUGCAAGAUCAAGUAAGUGUAAGAAAGAUAUUUCCAACGGAAUCUUAUAGUAUUGGGAUAAAUGCAAUUUUUAAUAGUACAGGAUUAUUUCCAGCAGAGAUACCCCUCCCAACAGCAGAUGGCCCAUACCUUCAAAUAUUAGAGCAACCUAAACAGAGGGGGUUUCGUUUCCGUUAUGUGUGUGAAGGCCCAUCCCAUGGAGGACUUCCUGGUGCUUCCAGUGAGAAGAACAAGAAAUCAUAUCCACAAGUUAAAAUUUGCAAUUAUGUGGGGCCAGCAAAAAUUAUUGUCCAGUUGGUCACCAAUGGGAAGCAUGUCCACCUACAUGCUCACAGCCUGGUGGGAAAACACUGUGAGGAUGGAAUCUGCACCGUGACUGCUGGACCCAAGGACAUGGUGGUAGGGUUUGCAAAUCUGGGUAUACUUCACGUGACAAAGAAAAAAGUAUAUGAAACAUUGGAAGCACGGAUGACAGAUGCCUGUAUACGAGGGUAUAAUCCUGGGCUCUUAGUGCAUCCAGAACUCAACUAUUUGCAACCAGAAGGUGGUGGAGAAAGACAACUCACAGACAGGGAAAAGGAACUGAUCCGCCAGGCAGCUGUCCAGCAGACAAAAGAGAUGGAUCUCAGCGUGGUCCGGCUGAUGUUCACAGCCUUCCUUCCAGACAGCACAGGCAGCUUCACCAGAAGACUGGAGCCCGUGGUUUCAGAUGCAAUCUAUGACAGCAAAGCUCCCAAUGCCUCAAACUUGAAGAUCGUCAGAAUGGACAGGACUGCAGGCUGUGUUACUGGAGGGGAGGAGAUUUAUCUUCUUUGUGAUAAGGUUCAGAAAGAUGACAUCCAAAUUCGUUUUUAUGAAGAAGAAGAGAAUGGUGGAUUCUGGGAAGGCUUCGGAGAUUUCUCUCCUACAGAUGUUCACAGACAGUUUGCCAUCGUAUUCAAAACUCCAAAGUAUAAAGAUGUCAACAUUACCAAGCCAGCCUCUGUAUUUGUCCAGCUUCGGCGGAAAUCUGAUCUGGAAACCAGUGAGCCAAAGCCGUUUCUGUACUACCCAGAAAUUAAAGAUAAAGAGGAAGUCCAAAGAAAAAGACAAAAACUCAUGCCUAAUUUUUCGGACAGUUUUGGAGGUGGGAGUGGUGCUGGAGCUGGAGGAGGAGGGAUGUAUGGUGGUGGCGGUGGAGGAGGUGGGAGUGGAAGUGCUGGCCCAGGAUACGGCUUCGCUCCUUAUGGAUUUUCUUAUGCUGGAAUUCCCUUCCAUCCUGGCACAACCAAGUCUAAUGCUGGGAUGAAGCAUGGAACUCCAGACUCCCCUUCAGAGCAAGGCUACGGACACUGUGACGAGAGUGAUGACAGGGGCUCUGCAGAACUUUCUGGGAAAAUACUAAAAACCACAGAGCAAGACGAUAAGUCCAGAGUCACUGGGAGAGAUGAGGUUACUUUGACGUGCAGGGUAGGAGUAGAAGAGGAAGAUUGUAGGUUACAGGGUGACCCUUUCCUAGAGAAGGCCAUGCAGCUUGCUAAACGGCAUGCCAGUGCCCUCUUUGACUAUGCAGUGACGGGUGAUGUGAAGGUGUUGCUAGCUGUCCAGCGCCAUCUUACUGCAGUACAGGAUGAUAACGGGGACAAUGUCUUACAUUUAGCAAUCAUCCACCUUCACGCUAAAUUGGUACGGAACCUUCUAGAAGUGAUAUCUGGUUUGCUUUCUGAUGACAUCGUUAACAUGAGAAAUGACCUCUACCAGACACCCUUGCAUUUAGCAGUUAUCACCAGGCAGGAAGGUGUGGUGGAAGACCUGUUGAGGGCUGGAGCUGAUGUGAGCCUUCUGGACCGCCUGGGUAACUCAGCUUUACACUUAGCUGCAAAGGAAGGAGAUGACAAAAUUCUGAACAUAUUACUAAAGCACAAAAAGAUAUCGCCACUGAUUGAUCACCCUAAUGGUGAAGUGAGGAAAGCAUUCUUUGAGCCUGAGGGAUUGGGAAGAGGUUUCCCCCAGACAGUGUCAUUAAUAUGGAACAUUUUCCCUUCUUCCCAACAGGUCUAUGACAUAUUAAAUGGAAAGCCAUACCAAUCAGAGUCAACAUCCAGCGAUUUACUGGCACAGGGAGAUAUGAAACAGCUGGAUGAAGAAGCCAAGUUGCAGCUUUAUAAGUUGUUAGAAAUGCCUGAUCCAGACAAAAACUGGUCGACCCUGGCACAGAAAUUAGGCUUGGGGAUACUGAACAAUGCCUUCCGGCUGAGUCCUGCUCCUUCCAAAACUCUAAUGGACAACUAUGAGGUCUCUGGGGGAACGAUAAGAGAACUGGUAGAUGCCCUGAGACAAAUGGGCUAUACUGAAGCAAUCGAAGUCAUCCAGAAAGCCUUCUCUGCCUCAGUAAACCCAUCUGAAAUCAAAGAGCAGCCUACUCAACAGAUCUAUUCACUCCCUCCAUCACCCUCCUCCAUAAGACAGCAACUAGGUGACAUCUGCAAACUUCAAGACAACGAAAGUGUCUGUGACAGUGGGGUAGAGACCUCCUUCCGUAAACUCAGCUUUACUGAGUCUCUGACCAGCACUGGCGCAUUGAUAACACUCAAUAAAAUGCCUUGUGACUAUGGACAGGAAACAACGAUUGAGGGCAAAGUUUAACAGAAUUGUUGAGGAUUUUACAGCUUGGGGAAAAUGAAAAUACUGAAAUCCCAUUUCACCAUUCAAAGGAAAGGAAGGUCAAAGUUCUCGGAUGAAGUGAACUGGGUUUGAACUAUUCUGGAUUAAAACCAGGAUCAUAAACUUCCUUCUGAUUUCUUAAACUAAUUUUAGUUUGGCUCAUUUACGAGAUAUAUCUAGUAAAGCAGAAUCCGGGGGCCAGGGUUAUGCCUUCUCUAGGGAAAUGGGUCUUACCAAACUUUUUCAACUUUUUCAGCAAGAUGGACUUGAAUUGCUUUCUCUUUUUUGUCCCUGCUGUUUCUAUGCUACAUACCCACUCCCCCUUAAAAGACUUGGGGAGUACCCCCAAAGAUACUCCCUCUAGCUAGUCAUAGUACUCACUAUUCAUUCAAAUUAUAAAGAGAUUUUUUAAAAGUGUUUUGAAGUGGGAGUCAUUCGAUGGACAAUUUUUUAAAAACUUGUUGCUUUUGGUUAUCCCCUUGAUUUAAAAGAAAUAUGUAUAUUUCAGUUACUAUUUAAACAUUGGUCUAAUCAAUACCAAAAAUGGUAUUUUCCACUGUUUCUGCAUUUUACAAUUGUAAAUAAUUUUUUUAGAUUGAAAACUUUAAAGGAGAAA